AUUGAUGCUCUACUCCAAUUUCACCACUUCCGGUCCAGAAAUAAUACAAAUUAAGAAAGCGAUAUCCCUUAAAUUUACUAAGGGGCCCCAUGUUCUGGGCGAAAAUACUGUAGACGAUGGCUUCAAGCAGUAAGACAAAAAAGCUUCCCCAAAUAUUCUGUCCAGAACAUCCUGAUGCACCUCUAGUCGAGGAUUACCAUGCAGGUGACAUGGUUUGUCCAGAGUGUGGCCUUGUCGUAGGUGACAGAGUAGUUGAUGUGGGAACAGAGUGGAGGACCUUCAGUAACGAUAAAACAGACAAAGAUCCUUCUCGUGUCGGUGCUUCAGAGAAUCCUCUAUUAGAAGGUGGAGAUCUGUCAACUAUGAUAGCAACAGGUGUCGGUGGCUCAGAGGGCGUGUUAGAUGAACAUGGGAAACCUAUGUACAGAAAUCGAAGAACUCUAAACAGUUCAGACAGAGCUCUAAUAAAUGCAUUUAGAGAAAUUGGACAAAUGGCUGACAGGCUUAACUUGCCAAGGAUGAUUGCAGAUAGAGCCAAUACGUUAUUCAAACAAGUACACGAAGGUAAAGCUCUAAAAGGUCGCAGUAACGAUGCCAUUGCCUCAGCAUGUAUGUACAUUGCCUGUCGCCAAGAGGGCGUUCCAAGAACAUUUAAGGAAAUCUGUGCUGUAUCAAAAAUCUCAAAAAAGGAAAUCGGACGGGUAUUCAAACUGAUCUUAAAAAAUCUGGAAACAAAUGUAGAAUUAAUUACCACAGGAGAUUUCAUGUCGCGUUUCUGUUCCAAUCUGGGCCUUCCAAAUUCGGUACAAAAGGCAGCAACUCACAUUGCCCGUAGAGCAGUGGAUCUAGAUCUGACACCAGGUCGUAGCCCUAUUUCUGUAGCUGCAGCUGCUAUAUACAUGGCCUCACAAGCCUCAGCAGACAAAAAGUCCCAGAAGGAAAUUGGAGAUAUAGCCGGUGUGGCAGAGGUAACCAUUAGACAGUCCUACAAACUGAUGUACCCUAAAGCUCAUCUACUGUUCCCAGAGGACUUUAAGUUUGUUACACCCAUAGAACAACUUCCAGCGCAGUGAUUAAGAGAACUCAGCGGGCAGAGAGGAACUGAGAGAAUAAUGUAAAAUUUGUCAGCAGACUCAUUUAAUAUUGGCAUAAUUUCAAGUUAUUUCAUUCAUACAAGAUCUUGUGUAAAUGUCCCUUUCCUUCUAGUAUACAUAUAUAGCCAUAUAAGUUAUAUUUUUUGCAAACUGAUAAAAAUUAUCUCUGUGGACCCUAGCUAGCUUGCUGGUGGGGAUUCAUCUCUUUUAAUUUGAUCAAUUCAUGUCUUACAUAAAAUCUGUGUCUAUUUUUGUCAUUUGAUGUUGGUUAAUUUGUUAUAAUGUAUUGUACAUUUUUAGGUUAAUAGUUCCUAGAUCAAGUGUUACAAUAUUUCUCUAAUAUUCCAUCUGUCUCAGAGACGGGCAUGCUUUGGCUAUCAAAGCCAUUUAGGAUUUUGAUAGAUUUACAUUUUGUAAGUCAAUCCAUGGAAAGUGUAAACUACUUAUAUGGACAUUAUUCUUGAGUUCGUAAAAUGUGUUGUUAUGCAGUACAUGUAUACUUGUGCUCUACACAAAAAAUUUCACUGGUGUGAUCAUUCAGAGUUUUCAUUCUUGAACUUUAUAAUUCAUUUACAAUCAUUUAUAAUUAAUCAAAUGUUAAAAGUCCAUUUCUUGAAAUGCAUGUAUAUAAUUACCACUAGUGAUAUGUUGAGCAAUCAAGUGAAGUACAUGUAUCAACUUUCAAGUAAAUAUUUUACAAUAAAAUUUGUGCUAGAUGCAUGUUAAAAAUAAAUGUUCAAACAAUCAAA
This is a messenger RNA of Ostrea edulis (European flat oyster), 1843 nucleotides long. RefSeq names its product transcription initiation factor IIB-like. The coding region runs from base 117 to 1073 and encodes 318 amino acids. The record is from RefSeq and is a predicted model, not a curated record. Gene Ontology annotation, molecular function: RNA polymerase II general transcription initiation factor activity; TBP-class protein binding. NCBI's taxonomy places the organism in Eukaryota, Metazoa, Mollusca, Bivalvia, Ostreida, Ostreidae. Gene Ontology annotation, biological process: transcription initiation at RNA polymerase II promoter; transcription preinitiation complex assembly. The transcript has 10 exons. Gene Ontology annotation, cellular component: transcription preinitiation complex; nucleus.